Molecule: messenger RNA, 934 nt
Organism: Nicotiana tabacum (common tobacco)
Lineage: Eukaryota; Viridiplantae; Streptophyta; Magnoliopsida; Solanales; Solanaceae
Source: RefSeq, a predicted model, not a curated record
GUUCAAUGAAGCUUUAGAUGGUGUGGUAUUGACCUAUGAACCAAAGUUUAGUAGCAAUUUGGCUAAGAUUCUUCCAGGAAUUCACCCUUAUUUUGGUGUCAGAUUUGAAGCAAAAUUGCUGCUUUUUUAUCCCAAGCCAGAAAUGCCAUUAGAAGGUGAGGUCGUCAAAGUUGGCCAGCAGUCUAUUCACAUGAUUGUUCUUGGUUUUGCUUCUGCCUUCAUAGCAGAUGAAGACAUUCGAGAAGAUUUUCAGUAUAAAAUUAAACAUGGGAAAGAAGUUUAUAUCAGCAGAUCUGACAAGAAACAUAGGAUCGAAGUUGGAACUACUCUACGAUUCUCAGUCAAGAGUUUUGAUGAAGAGAUGUUGCAUGUAUGUGGGUCAUUAAUUCCAACUAACACGGGAAGUGUUCAAUGGUUGGAGAGGAAGGCAGAAGAGUCUCAAGCUGACAGUGUUACUGAAAAGAGCAUAAGCAACAAAAGGCCUGUUGAAGUGCUUGAGACUGAUAACUUAGUGCCCUACUCGGAAAAAUUGAAAUCCGAAAAUCAUAUCAAGAAAUCGAGAAGAUCUAAAAACAGAGAUAGCUGAAUGUGCUAAUUGUAUGCAUACAUCAAGACAAUUUUUUGAUAAGAAGAUGAAUGCCAAAAACUACGGAGAAUUGGUUAACAGCUUGGAUGCAAGGUGAUAUACUCUGGUUUGUGAAGAACGGACUGGUAAAUAUGGUUGCAGAUGGCCACAAGUAUACUGGUCUGUUGUUGUCACUGCCCUUGAUGGGCAAAGAUAGUAUAGGAGGAGAUAAAAUGUUAAUUUGCACUAUCUAUAUCAAUGUAAUCUUCCGAUCAAAUUUAUGCUGCCAAUAGCUGUUGCAUUCAUUUUCUUGUUCUAAAUUUUGCUCAAUUAAUUGAUGAGUGAUGAUUGGUUCAUUAAUUAAAUGUC